AUGGUUGUGGGGCAGGGGAGGAUGCUGCGGCUGGCGGCGGGGCUGCUGGCGGCGGCCCUGGCGGCGCUGCUCCUGGACUGGUACGGCCAAGCGGGGCCUCAGCGCCUGGGCCAGCGCCGCCCCUUCGCUCGGGAGCCGGCCCCCGGGGCAGAGGCCACCAACCUCUUCUGGGUGGUGCAGGUAUCAGACAUUCACAUCAGUAGGUUUCGGGAUCCCAAACGAGUUCCUGACUUUGAAAAGUUCUGUUCUGAAACAAUUGAUAUAAUUCAACCAGUGCUUGUUCUAGUGACAGGUGAUUUGACAGAUGCCAAAACAAAAGAUAAACUGGGCUCUGAGCAGAUUGAGGUGGAGUGGCAAACUUACCAGUUGAUCCUGAAGAGAUCAAGAGUCAUGGAGAAAACCAAGUGGAUAGACAUCAAAGGGAAUCAUGAUUCAUUCAACAUUCCACACUUGGACAGCAUCCAAAAUUACUACAGGAGAUACUCUGCCUGGCAUAAGGAUGGCUCUUUCCAUUAUGUGCACAGGACGCCUUUUGGAAACUAUUCAUUCAUCUGUGUGGAUGCCACCCUCAGCCCAGGCCCCAAGAGACCAUACAAUUUCUUUGGGAUUCUAAACAUGAGUCAAAUGGAAGAGCUGUCUUCCUUGGCCACAGAAAGUCAUCACAGCAACCAAACCAUCUGGUUUGGCCAUUACCCCACUUCAACAAUCAUCUCCCCAUCCUCGGGAGUACGAAUGGUAAUGAGCUCUGCCACAGCCUAUUUGUGUGGGCACCUCCAUACAUUGGGUGGACUGAUGCCAGUCCUGCAUAGUCGGCACCCUCAGGGCACUCUGGAACUGGAGCUGGGAGACUGGAUGGAAAAUAGGAAGUACCGGAUCCUUGCAUUUGAUCAUGACCUCCUUAGCUUUGCAGAUCUGAACUUUGAGGAGUGGCCAGCUGUUCUCAUCACUAACCCCAAAUCGUUACUUUAUAGCAGCUCUACUCAUGAACCACUAGUGAAAAUUCUUCACUCCACCCACAUCAGAAUUUUGGUCUUCUCUCCUUCUUUCAUCACCUCUGUGAAGGUCAGUAUUGAUGGAGUUCAUUUGGGGGAUGCUCAUCAUGUGUCUGGUCCUCUCUACGUACUGAAGUGGAACCCUCAAAACUAUAGUGAAGGGUUACAUCACAUAGAUGUAACUGUCCAGGAUGCCAUUGGGAAGAGCAGCACUCAAGGUCAUACAUUUGCUGUGAAUGAAAACCUCUCUCUUAGAUUUGGCUUCUUGUCAUCUCUCAUUCUCCUUACAGACCACUACAUCCUGGCUCGAGUACUGUUUGGGCUGACUGUUCUGGUUCAGAUCACCUUGCUUCUUAUUUUCAGGUACCUUAGAAAGCCAACACUCAAAGGACCCCCAGGAUUAGUAAUGCUGACCUCCUUUUCACUUCACAUCUUGAGCAAAACAAACACCUUCUAUUACUCUGUUCUGAUACUGAGUUUGUAUACAGCUCUGGGACCUUGGUUUAUUGGCGAGGUGAUAGAUGGCCAGAUGGGCAUCUGUUUUUCCUUUGGGGUAAUUGUUGGUGGACAUUUCCUGCAAGGCAGCUUGACAUUCGUGGUUGGAAUUUUACAGAUGAUAUUUUUUAACUUACCUUUGAUGGCUUACCUGUGCUGGUGCCUGUUGCUACGAUGCCAGGGGCAUAGCUUCUGCUCUCAUAUCCGUCAUGUCAGGCACUUCCUGGCUGUGCCAAUCCACCUAACCAUGCUGCUCCUGCUGGCCUGGCAAAUCUAUUCCUGUUACUUCCUGCAACGGACCUAUGGAACUCUGGCUUUCUUCCUCUCCCCAAUGAAGACCUGGUUGGUGGUGCUGACUCUAGUUCUGAUCCAUAAAACCUGGACACUGAGCUCUUCUGAGCUGAGAACUUACAUAGUGGAAAUGAAAAACUGUCAGUGCUCUUGA
This is a messenger RNA of Emys orbicularis (European pond turtle), 1932 nucleotides long. RefSeq names its product transmembrane protein 62 (gene TMEM62). The transcript is spliced from 14 exons. Lineage: Eukaryota; Metazoa; Chordata; Testudines; Emydidae. The record is from RefSeq and is a predicted model, not a curated record. Gene Ontology annotation, molecular function: hydrolase activity. Bases 1 to 1932 code for a protein of 643 amino acids.